CAAUCACAGUCUGUCGGUCUCCUUUGCGACCAAGCAGCAGACCUUGCCUGACAUUUAAGCCUUUCGCCCAGUUCGUUUAGGAAAACUCCGCCCCGAUUCAUCAUGCCUGCCAACUUCAGCGGCAAGUGGGUCUCUUGCGCAUCCGAGGGCUGGGACAAGCUCUUGGGCAAGUUCGGCGUGCCCCUGGACAAGUUCCCGACCGACAUACAGGUGACAGAAGAAAUCAACCAGAGUGGGGACACCAUCAACAUCAAGGCCACUAACAACAAGGACGACAAGGUCAAACAAACCACCAUCAACGUGGGCCAAAACUUCAAGGACACAAUCGCGGGCGUCAAGGAGCUGGAGUUUACCACGGCAUGGCAGGGCGACAAGCUGGUAUUGACGAAAAUCGACAACAAGGGCUCUGUGACCCGUGAAUUGAGCGGGGAUAACAUGAUUGUCUGCCUUAACCACGAGGAAGUGGUCGCCAAAUCUACCUUCAAGAAAGCGUAGACAUUCACCUGCAGAUCCAAGUCCGGGGAAAAGAGGGCGAGUACACUUAUUUCCAGAAUAUCCCGACCUCAUAAAAACAGGUGGACCGGGAUAUCCACAGCAUUUUAGCGCAUCUCAUACAUGGCAGCCACCUGCAAACAGCGAGUUGAUGCUCCUCAAUCAGCAGAUAUUGAACCGUUCAAAUUGAACUGAAAUCUUUUGCCCGGCAAGCAAAGAUCU
This is a messenger RNA of Acanthaster planci (crown-of-thorns starfish), 714 nucleotides long. Its product is annotated as retinol-binding protein 1-like. Lineage: Eukaryota; Metazoa; Echinodermata; Asteroidea; Valvatida; Acanthasteridae. Gene Ontology annotation, molecular function: lipid binding. The record is from RefSeq and is a predicted model, not a curated record.